UGGUUCCAGUGCUGACUCGUGAGAGGCGCUACUCGUUCUUCAUGCCCACCCUGCCCUGCCUGGUAUCCUUCUGCCAGGCCUUCCCGCCACUCUACGAGGACGUCUUCGCCCUGCUGGUACAGGUGGGCCAGGUGUGUGCCGCGGACGUCGCCACUGAGGAGAGGGACAUCGAUCCGCUCAUUGCCCGGCUGCAGUAUCUGAAGGAGAAACCCCAGGAUGCUGUGUCCAUACUGGGCCUGUCCAAACACACCUCGCCCAAGAGAGCUUCCUUCGCCCUGUGGGGAACCGACCCCGACGUCCAGCUUUGCUACCAGAUAGAGACGACCUUCAUGGACAUCAUCCAGGCCAGCGUGCAGACAGACCAGUGAUGGUGAUGGUGAGAGCCAGAACCGUGGCCAUGACAACCAGAGCAGUCACCGUGACAACCAGACCUGAGACUGUGAAAACCAGAGGAGUGACCCUGACAAACCAAAGCAGAGACCUUGACAAACCAGAGGAGCAGAGACAAGGAAUGAUCUUU
Molecule: messenger RNA, 520 nt
Organism: Clupea harengus (Atlantic herring)
Lineage: Eukaryota; Metazoa; Chordata; Actinopteri; Clupeiformes; Clupeidae
Gene: ints2
Product: integrator complex subunit 2-like
Exons: 2
Coding region: 42-368 (108 amino acids)
Biological process (GO): snRNA 3'-end processing
Cellular component (GO): integrator complex
Source: RefSeq, a predicted model, not a curated record